AUGAGGACAAGCAAGAGGAGAUUCCAGAGUGAAAAGGUUGUUCAUGGCUAUAGAUAUUGGAACCGAAUCUCCUCUACACUGAAACUUGUGCUGAUCAUUCUUACAAUUGCUGUGUUCACGCUCUACCGUUCUCCACCGCUACUAAUUGCUGAAAACCGAUCCAAAUGGAUACAAGAACCCUCCGUUACCACUGAUCCUCGCUAUGUAUCUACAGCUGAGAUAAACUGGAACCAUAUCUCACAUAUCGUUGACAACUACUUAUCUGAUAGAAGCGAGUACCAAGGAAUCGGCUUUCUGAAUCUCAACGACCACGAGAUUGUUCGAUGGAAAGAGGUAAUGAAACCUGACUGUCAACAUAUAGCUUUGCAUCUAGACCACGCAGCAAGUAACGUAACUUGGGAGUCUCUGUACCCGGAAUGGAUCGACGAAGAAGAAGAAUCUCAAGUCCCCAUUUGUCCUUCUCUUCCUUGGAUUCAAGUCCCUGGCAAGCCUCGGCUCAGUCUUGUUGUCGCCAAGCUUCCGUGUAACAGAUCAGGAGAGUGGUCAAGAGAUGUGGCUCGGUUGCAUCUACAGCUUGCAGCAGCUCGAGUGGCUUCUUCUUCUAAAGGUCUUCGUGAUGUUCAUGUGAUCUUCGUAUCUGACUGCUUUCCAAUACCAAAUCUUUUCACCGGUCGAGAACUUGUAACCCGUCAAGGAAACACAUGGCUGUAUAAGCCGAACCUUAACCAUUUAAGACAAAAGUCACAGCUUCCUGUUGGUUCCUGUGAACUCUCUGUUCCUCUUCAAGCUAAAGAUAUCUUCUACUCAUCAAACGCCAAGAAAGAAGCUUACGCGACAAUCUUGCACUCUGCUCAAGAUUAUGUCUGUGGAGCCAUCGCAGCAGCGCAGAGCAUUCGAAUGUCAGGGUCGACUCGCGACAUGGUCAUACUCGUCGAUGAUUCGAUAAGCGAGCACCAUAGAAGCGGCUUGGAAUCUGCAGGAUGGAAGAUCCUCGCGUUUCAAAGAAUCAGAAACCCUAAGGCUAAACCAAACGCAUACAACGAGUGGAACUACAGCAAGUUCCGUCUUUGGCAAUUGACAGAGUACAGCAAGAUCAUCUUCGUUGACGCAGACAUGCUCAUCCUUCGAAACAUCGACUUCCUCUUCGAGUUCCCUGAGAUAUCCGCAACCGGAAACGACGCCACGCUCUUCAACUCCGGUCUAAUGGUGGUCGAGCCAUCUGAUUCCACGUUCCAGUUGCUAAUGGACCACAUCGACGAAGUUGUGUCUUACAACGGAGGAGACCAAGGUUACCUCAACGAGAUAUUCACAUGGUGGCAUCGGAUUCCGAAACACAUGAAUUUCUUGAAGCAUUUCUGGGAAGGAGACAAGACAGAGGUUAGGAAACUGAAGACGAGUCUGUUUGGUUCUGAUCCUCCGAUUCUCUACGUUCUUCAUUACUUGGGUUAUAACAAGCCGUGGUUAUGCUUCAGGGACUACGAUUGCAACUGGAAUGUCGAAAGUUACCAGCAAUUCGCGAGCGACGCAGCUCACGGAACGUGGUGGAGAGUGCACGACGCGAUGCCUGAGAAAUUGCAGAGGUUCUGUCUACUGAGAUCGAAGCAGAAGGCGCAGCUUGAGUGGGAUCGGAGACAAGCGGAGAAAGGGAAUUACAGAGAUGGGCACUGGGAGAUUAAGAUCAGAGAUAAGAGACUGAAGACUUGCUUCGAAAAGUUCUGUUUCUGGGAGAGUAUGCUUCGGCAUUGGGGUGAGACGAACACGACUGGUAAUUCUUCCACCACCGCUUCAUCGCCGCCGCAGGCCAGUCUCUUCUUCUUCUUCGAGAAUAACUGGCAGGAGAAGAUGGAUUUGAUUUGUUGUUUCCGACCGCAUCAGUCCUGUCGCGGCGGGAUUUUAAAAUGCCCUGCUCUUGACAUACGUCUUUCCGCCGUCAAUCGUUUUCGUUCGCCGCCGAAUCUACGUUUUGGAUUUCCGGCGACGCAGUUUCGUCGGGUUUCGAAAUUUUCCUUCGAGACACACGCAAAGAAGACUAAGAAGCGAACGAGUACCGUUGAACCGAAACCGAAUAAACUCAAAGAAUUACUCUUUGAAGAAGAAGAUGAAGAAGAAGGAGAAGAGCAAGUUCUUCUCGAAGAUGUUCUAGACGAGCUACUAACGGAUGCUGAAGACGAAGAUGAUGGAUUUUAUCUCGAGGAUGAUGAAUUCAAUGAGAGCGAGGAAGAACUCUAUGCGGGAGAUGGAGGUGGUGGAGGAGGAUUUAAGCUUGCUGGAACAUUGUGGGACAAAGAAGCAUUGGCAUUAGCUGAGAAAGUCUGUGAGUCCUUUAAUGGUGAUUUAGGCAUAUAUGCUUUCAAGACUCUACCCAAUUCCACCAUACAAGUUCGGAUCGAGAGGCUCACAAACAAGUUCGGUUCCCCUACAAUGGAAGACAUUGAAGCAUAUUCAACAAUCUACAGAGCAAAACUGGCUGAAGCUGAACUCGCCAAGUCCAUACCGGAGAAUAUCUCUCUAGAGGCUCAUCAACAAAAGCUUGAACCUUGUGCACAGGUUUCAUCUCCUGGCGUUGAAAGGGUCGUAAGGAUUCCGCAGGAUCUUGACCGGUAUAAGGACAGACCGAUGUACGUGCGGUACGCUAACGAGGAAGCUGAGACCGAAGGUGAUGGCAUUUUCAGGCUGGUUUCGUUCGAUGUGGAAGCCAAAAGCUGCGUUUGGGGGAUAGCAGAUAUUAGAGUGAACCGAGAAAAGGCAGGCAAAGGCAGACCUUUGAGCAAGAAGCAACGAGAAUGGCGACUCGAAACGGCUUUCGAGUCACUACGGUUAGUCCGUUUGCAUUCUGAAUGUUAA
This is a messenger RNA of Thlaspi arvense, 2844 nucleotides long. NCBI's taxonomy places the organism in Eukaryota, Viridiplantae, Streptophyta, Magnoliopsida, Brassicales, Brassicaceae. The record is from the annotation of a GenBank genome assembly.